AUGCAUGUAUGGGAACUGUACGAGAGAGGGAAGCUGGUGGAAUUGGUGGACUCAUCAUUGGAAGGGGAAUAUGAUGUUGAUGAGGCUUGCAGAUUCUUGAAGAUUGGUCUUCUUUGCACCCAAAACAUGCCAAAGAUCCGGCCAUCAAUGUCUAAUGUGGUGAAGUUGCUAACGGGUGAGAUGGAAGUGGAUGACAAUGCAAUAUCAGAGCCAGGCCUAAUUUUUGAGCUAAUGGGUCUGAGAAGCGAAAAGCAUAAUACAUCAAAUACAUUAUCUUCCGGCUUGGAGAACCUGAAUAAUUCCUCAUCUUCAGGGAACACAAACACAUCAUAUGCCACAAUGACCUUCACGUCAAUAUAUGACCGAAGUACUUAA
Messenger RNA from Ilex paraguariensis (yerba mate), 375 nucleotides. Lineage: Eukaryota; Viridiplantae; Streptophyta; Magnoliopsida; Aquifoliales; Aquifoliaceae. The record is from the annotation of a GenBank genome assembly.